AUGACCGAUCUCUUACCCGAUAACAACACUCACAUAGCGCCUGCUGUCCAGCCGAAUACACAUACACUACGAGUAUCCGAAAAUCCGCCUCCUUCGCUUUACAAUGCUCAUCUCGCGAACGAACCGCAGGUCGAGGAUGACUCGACCAUCAAAUGCAUCUGCGGCUUUAAGCAUGACGAUGGGCUCAGUGUGUUCUGCGAGAAGUGCAACACCUGGCAGCAUACGGAAUGCUACUAUUACGAUGAGAAGAACGAUCGCGUACCCCAGAAUCAUGAGCUCGAUGCAAUCUCCCACUUCUGCACAGACUGCGAGCCAAGAUGGAUCGAUGUUCAGGCUGCAAUCAACCGACAGAAGCUUCGAAUGGGAGACAUCGAGCCGGAUGAGAAGAAACUCAAGAAGGCGGCAUCGAAAAGUCAUAAGAAAAAGGUGCGGGCAACAGAGAAUGGUGUGUUGACGAAUGGUUGGUCUCCCACUGUUGAUGUUACACUGGAUCGCACGAGUCGAAGUCCACGCGAUCAACCGCUGUCCGCAAAAAGACCCAAAGCAAAUCAUCGCACAACACAGUCUCUCGCACUAUCUCAAAAUUCUACCUUCCAGCCUCAUAAACGAUCUGCGUCCUUGGUUCUCAGUCCAACCAAGCAGGCGAGUAAACGGACACCAAAUGGCUUCGUCAAAGAGCAUUAUAGCGAUGAAUUCAUGCGUUUGUAUGACAAUGAUAUUGGUGAGCAGGAUAUGCAAACAAAUUUGCUUGGAAAUAUCAACAUCACUCACGACCUUUCGACCUGGGUGUAUGAUGUUGAUGCGCUUCAUGUCGCUACCCGUGGGUUUUCCCAGAAAGACGUCUUUUAUCGGAUCGAGCGACCUCUCGAUGAGAUCAUCGGCCCACUACCUCAGAAACGAAUAAGGGAAGAUGCGAACGUCUUGAGGAACGGCCAAUGUCCACGGUGGAUUUACCUAACCAGUAGCGGCCCUAGUAAAUGGAAGUCCAUCAUAGGUGAGCUGAAAGGCAAAAUUGGUCAUAUGAACGACUACAUCUCGGACCCUGAGAAUAGGUGGGACUAUCUCAGACAUCCGGCACCCUUCGUCUUCUUCCACCCCAGACUGCCCAUCUACAUUGACACGCGGUCCGAAGGUACCUUGUGUCGCUAUCUUCGGCGGAGUUGCCGACCAAAUUUAUCGAUGACGACAAUUCUGGAGAACAGUUCCGAAUACCACUUCUGCUUCACUGCCAAACAAGAUAUAGAGGAUGGAGCGGAAAUGACUAUCGGGUGGACACUUGACGAGCAUAUGCGCAAAUUCAUCUCCAACAAGAAUGAUAUGGCAAAAGACUUGAGCCCAGAUGCUGAAGAGUAUAUAACAGAUUGGGUUGGCAAAGUUUCUUCUGAGUUUGGUGGCUGUGCGUGCGGUAUGCCGGACUCCUGUUGGCUUGUUCGCUACGAUCCAGAGAACAAAGGGUUGGUGCGAUCGAAGGGGCACAGCAGGCGGCGGCAAACCACAAAUAUUCAUGCUAACAGUGACGCCGAAGACGCUGAAUCAACCUCAAGAUCCACUUCCGGUAGCCCGGACUUGACACCCACAGGAUCCGCCAGUCAAGGUCCCGCCCUUGGCCUCGAGAUCUCUGACCGUGAGAAAAGGAAGAUAGCAGCGCUUGAGAAAACGCUUGAUGGCGACAAGCAUCAGCCUGCACCGAAAAAGAAAAAGCGAAAUAGCGGCGGCUCAAGCGCGAACGUGAAUGGUCCCGGGAUAUCUAAACCUCUGAUCCAAGCCACCUCUUUGUCUCAGCCUAAUACGCCCGGUUUUACUUAUAAGUCUCAGUAUAUCGACGUAGGUAUCGGAAAGACAUCCGAUGCUCCAGUAGCAAAAGCAGCCAGCAUCUUGGGCCAUCCACGUAAUAACACCAUUGCUGCCAGGAAAGCCUGGUCUAACCCAAACACGCCAACGACUUCCUCGCCGCUCGCUCGUUCUACCUAUGUGGACAUGGCUGUUCAAGUAGACAUGGACGAUGAAAACGACUGGUACAAUUCUGCGCCAGCCCUGAGCAAGCCUAGCAAGCCUCGGAAGCCCUACAUGUCAUUGACAAAGCGGCUGCUACUUCGCUCUCAACAAGACCGCCAGAGACUUGAAGAGAAAAGACGAUCUUCGGAAGCUUCCACAAAUCAGCAGUCAUUGAGCAAUCAUGCAAACUUGCGUUCACCAAGCAAUCAUGUAGACAUCGGAGUGAAGGUUUCUGGCCGGGAGUCACCUGAGCCUCAAUGUGACCAGCAAGAUUUCAGUCCAGGGCAGCCAAGGUCUCCACCGUCUGCCAAUCCAGGUCCGCCACCAUGGCCGUCAAAUACGCAAACUUUGCCUAUCAACGGCAUACGGCCGCCUAACCUCAUUGUCCAACUUCCGCCCAAACGACCACAAGCACCAGAUUCAGCCUCAUCCACGCCAUUGACUCAAACACCAAUUUCAACGCUCCCUCCAACACUCUUCCCAACUCACACUCCAUUACAGCCUCCUUCCACUGGAGGCUCCCUCCAACCAUCUCCUGCAAAGAAGAAAGUUAGCUUAAGUGACUACAUCAAACGCAAAGGAUCCUCAACAGAUGCCAAGCAUGGAGGAGCCGUAAGUCCAGAAUUAUCCCAUGGCAUUUCUAAACCACCGCUAUCCGCGUCUAAUUGUGAUGCGGCGAUGGAGGGUAGUGCAAUCGUCGACACCCCCAAAAGAGAGGAAGCCAAUCCCAUGGACUUUGCUACGACCGAGCGAAUGAAGACGAUUUCUCCAGUGCCGGAAGAGACGAAAAUGGAAACAUGA
This is a messenger RNA of Bacidia gigantensis, 2796 nucleotides long. RefSeq lists its product as uncharacterized. The record is from RefSeq and is a predicted model, not a curated record. Gene Ontology annotation, molecular function: protein binding. The transcript has 2 exons. The coding region runs from base 1 to 2796 and encodes 931 amino acids. NCBI's taxonomy places the organism in Eukaryota, Fungi, Ascomycota, Lecanoromycetes, Lecanorales, Ramalinaceae.